Messenger RNA from Mesorhabditis belari, 2256 nucleotides. The record is from the annotation of a GenBank genome assembly. Lineage: Eukaryota; Metazoa; Nematoda; Chromadorea; Rhabditida; Rhabditidae.
AUGGCUGAAGACGAGCGUGCCAGUUUCUUCAAGUAUGCUGCAACUCGUGCCCCAGGGAAACGUCAAAUCAAGCCGACAGCGUUGUUGGAAUUGGUGGUGACUGGUGGUGAUGAUGAUGAGGAUGAGGAUUUCAAAAUUGACAAGAAAACAAGUGAAACCGGCUCUGAUGAAAGUAGUGACGAGUCGAGCUCCGACUCGGGAAGUGAUGACAAUGAUUCGGACUCGAAUUUGGAUGACUCGAAGUCCGAAGAUUUCGAUCAAAGCGAGCUGGAUGACUUGCGGAAAGACAUCGUCAAUACAGAGUCGGCCAGUGAGAAACUCGUUUGCUCUGUUUGCCUCAAUUUGCGAGAUUUGGUGAAAAACGAGGAGGUGAUUCAGUGUGAUAAAUGUGGUUUGUGUGUUCACGAGGCCUGCUAUGGGACGGAUCUGGGCGAUGAUAGCGCCUCAACGCACAGCACAUCGUCCACUGAACCAUGGUUUUGUGAGCCGUGCCUUUUCGGCUUAAUUGAGCCACCGUACUGCGAGUUGUGCCCGAAUCGAUUUGGAGCCUUCAAAAGGACAGAUAUCGGCGGUCAAUGGGUGCAUUUGGUGUGCGCUUUGUACACUCCUGGGUGCACUUUUGGUGAUGCGGAGAAGUUGACGGCGAUUAGCACGAUGGAGAUCGAUUACUCGAAGAAUUAUGGGAGAAAGGCUUGUUCGGGUUGUUCUUCUCGAUUGGAGGCCCGAGUCGGCAUUGCAACAGAGUGUGACGCCGCAAUGUGCAAGCAAUUUUUUCAUCCAACGUGUGCACAGAGAUUGGGACUCUUGAUCAGCUCAGAAGAAGUGAUAGCCGGACCGUCAGAAGAAACAGUUUAUAUUCAUUGUAAGAAACACUCUCAAGAAGAAAUCAUCCGGAAGAAGAGAUUAGCAUAUGCUCGUUUCCAUCGAUACGAAGAAAAAAGAAUGAUCGGUUUGAAGAGAAAGAAGUUGACCGAGAGAGAGGAGCGAUUCAGGAAGAGAAAUUUGGAGAGACUCACAAAAACGCAUAAACAACUUGAAGGGGUGACAAUUUGCUGGCCUGGAGCACAAUUUGACGAGAAUGAAAUUAAACAACGCCGAAUUCGCCCGCUGCAAACAUCGAUGAGAAUUGUUGAAGGGUUAGCGGAAAAGACCGAAGACAACUAUGGAAUCUCACGCGAAGAUUUCGAGAAAGAAUUCUUCAAAGUGCGCGGAGAAACGCUUCCCUUUUUACCGCCUGCUUUCAGCCCGGAAUUUGUUAGCUAUUUCCACAACCGAGAACGCAACGUUUUGUCGAAUGAGCAAAAGCGCUUGGAGGCGCUAAAUGAGCAGAAUAAAACACUUCGCGAGCAAAUGAAUCAAUUGGAGGAGAAUGCACUAAAGAGUGAUGAUGACGAGAAGAAAUUGGACGCCUCGUUGAAGAAAUUCCAGCAAUUUUAUGAUGCUUUAGUGAAAUUGGGAGUGAAAAAGCUGACAAAUCCGUUCGUAUCGCUCAUCAAGGAGAGAAAGAGUGGAGGAAAGAAGCAAAAGAAGACGUCAACAUCAGCAAAAGGCUCAAAUCCCGCAUCACCGAUCCAUUCUCCUCAGCCAUUCAAAAAAGCGAAUCUUCAUGAAUGCAAAGAAUGCAAGAAACAAAUCGAUCAACAUUUAUUAAUCGAAUGUGACCAAUGUCACGCUUUCUAUCACAUUCGAUGUCUGGAUCCACCAUUGGAAAAGAUGCCAAAGAAGACAAACUUUGACUGGCAUUGUAGCGAUUGUAUCAGUGAUGACGAGGAUGAGGAAGAACGAGAAGAAAGUGAACAGAGUGAUGAGGACGCUCCUCGCAAGUUGAAGCUUCGGCAACGCUCCGAUGCGAAUAAAGCGCAGAAGCUGCAAGAGGCUUUGGAUCAGAGGCGUGCGUAUCGAUCCGCUAUGCAAAACGCUCGACAAAAGCCGAAAACAAAUGGAGAUUCGCCAAAGAAAACAAAGAAAAAAGCGGCAAAAAGCAGUAAUUUUCCGGCAAAACGCCCUCGAUCUCAAUCAAAUGCUUCCUCAACUCCAAUUUCACCAAGCUCUCGCUCAACUUCGAAAGCUUCAAAAAGAUCACCGGAUAAGAAAAACACACAAAGAAAGUCUCCAAGACUUUCCAGUCCUUCAUCCAAGAAAAAGAAACUUGGAAUCCAUGAAAACGUUUUGAAGGGUCGCCAGGUUUACGUGGCCGACAACGGACUCCCAUCAUACUAUGACAGCGAUGUGAGUGAAGAGUUCUGCCUUCUCGAC